Messenger RNA from Drosophila santomea, 24039 nucleotides. It is a transcript of the gene Strn-Mlck, whose product is annotated as myosin light chain kinase, smooth muscle. Gene Ontology annotation, biological process: positive regulation of apoptotic process; protein phosphorylation; homophilic cell-cell adhesion. The record is from RefSeq and is a predicted model, not a curated record. Gene Ontology annotation, cellular component: plasma membrane; nucleus. Gene Ontology annotation, molecular function: ATP binding; protein binding; protein serine/threonine kinase activity. Bases 104 to 23689 code for a protein of 7861 amino acids. The transcript has 28 exons. NCBI's taxonomy places the organism in Eukaryota, Metazoa, Arthropoda, Insecta, Diptera, Drosophilidae.
AAUACUGCGCCCUAAUCCUACACAGCAAGUCCUGCAAGUCCCAUGCCAAAGUGGCCCGGUUUCGGCUAAUUAUAUAGUGAGACCUGAGACCUGAGACCCGAGCAUGGAGAGAUCGCCAGCAGCCAAUGCCGCGGAGCCUCCUGGCGAGGAUGGGGUGCCCAAGACGGGCCACCGACCACCGCCUCGCAUCACGUUCAGCGAGAACUCCAGUUCCCUAAUCCGCUGCAUCCCCAACGAACGGGCCACGUUCUUCGUGAAGAUCGACUGCGCCGAAGAGGAUGAGCCCGAACUGCUGCCCUUCAAAUUCGAGUGGAGCCGUGGUGAGAUUCCCAUUGAGAACUCCGACCGCUUCCGCAUCACGGCCACCAGCAAUGCCGUCCAGCUGGCCGUGGAGCAUGUGCAGCGGGAGGACGCCGGCCACUACACGCUGUUCGCCCGGACGAAGAGCCAGGAUGUGGUGCGCAGGCACGUGGAGCUCAUCGUGGAGGACAGAUCCACGGGCGACGAUCCGCCGGUGUUCCUGCGCCGCCUGCCCGACCUGUCCGUCAAAGUGGGCACCCGGACACGCCUCCUAACCGAAAUACGCAGCUCAACAGAUCUUAAGCUCACCUGGUACAGAAAUGACCGAAGAGUGUGCGCGAACGACCGCAUCACGGAGAUCAACGAGGGCACCUUCCACUACUUGGAGAUUAGUCCCGUGACGCUGGACGACGGCGGUCAGUGGAUGCUCAUGGCGGAGAACUUUGGCGGACGCAACUCCUGCCUGGGUAAUCUGAACGUCCUGGUGCCAAAGGCCUACAAAACACCCGAGUUCGUGGAGGAACUGCGCGCAGUGCUCACGGAGCAGGGAACCGUCUCGUUGGAGUGCAAGGUGGUGGGUGUGCCCACGCCCCAUUUGCGCUGGUUCAAGGACUCCAAGGAGAUCAAGGCUGGCGACAUCUUCGCCCUGACCGCCAACGCAGAUGACCCCACCUCGCUGGGCACGUACACGUGCGAGGCGCGCAACUGCAUGGGCGUCAACUACUCCAGCUCCAAGGUGCAUGUGGUGGGACGCGGAAGUCGCGAGGGAUCCCUCAAGCCAGCGGACAGCGUGGCAAGCAAUGCUCCGCCUCCGAUAUUCACGAACGAACUGCGAGACAUGAGCCUGCUCAUUGGGGAGACCAUCAUUCUCGGCUGUCAAGUGGUGGUGCCGCCGUGGCCGAAGAGCGUCUGCUGGUACAAUGCGAGCGGUCGCGUGGAGACCGCCGAGCGGUACAAGCUGAUCGAGGACGGUCUGGGUGUCUACAUGAUCGAGGUGAAGCCAUCGGAGUCCUGCGAUGCCGGCGAAUGGAAAUGCGUGGUGACCAGCUUCGAUGGCAGUAAGGGCAUUUCAACGUGUUCCGUUGCCAUGGACAUACCCAGGAACUAUCGCAAGCCCAGGUUUAUGGAGAGUCUGCGCGCCGUGCUCACCGAGGAGGGACUGGUGUCCUUCGAGUGCAAGGUGGUGGGCUUUCCCACGCCCAUUCUCAAGUGGUUCAAGGAUGGUCAUGAACUGAAACCAGGCGAUGUCUACCAGCUGACGGGCACCAACUCAUUGGGCACCUACUGCUGUAUUGCGCGUAAUUGCAUGGGAGAAACCAGCAGCACUGCCGUCCUCACCGUCGAGGACAUUCAGAACCAACUGACCGACGAGGAGCGAUUGGUGUUCACCGAACAAAAUCAGAACCAUGCGCCUAAGUUUCUAACUGGACUGAAAAGCACGGAUGCUAAGAUCAACGAACCCUUUCAGUUCAAGGUGGUGGUGAAGGCCACUCCGGAUCCAGUACUUUCCUGGUUCCGCGACGAGCUGCCCAUCGAUCCGAACGAAAGAUAUAACCAUUAUCGGGGUGAAAACGAAGACUGGCUGCUGGACAUUAAGUCCGUGGAGUUUGUGGAUCAAGCAGAGUGGAAGUGCGUGGCCGUGAACGACUUCGGCACCAGCAUCACCUCCUGUUUCCUGAAGCUGCAGAUCCCACGGCACUACAAGAAGCCCCGCUUCCUGGAAUGCCUGCGCGCUGUGCUCACUGAGGAGGGAGCCGUGAAUCUGGAGUGCAAGGUCAUCGGUGUUCCCCAGCCCGCCCUAAAGUGGUACAAGGAUGGGGUGGAGCUGAAGCCGGGCGACAUUCACCGUAUUAUCUCUGGACAGGAUGGCACCUGCUGCCUGGGCACGUACACGUGCGAGGCGAGGAACUGCAUGGGUAUCGUUGCCAGUUCGGCCUCGCUGCUGGGCUUCGAGGAUGCCCAAAGAAGCCAGCAGCAAAAGAGCGAGCAGCUCCACGAGAACGAGCUGCAGAGGAACUACUCCCUGUCCACCAUCCAAGAGGAGCGCACCUCUCAGCUGUACGAGACGCCAGUCGGUGACAUAACCAUCGAUGAAAAGGGAGACGUGUCCUUCUCCUUCGAUGGCAAGGAGGUAUCGGUUUCACUCUACGAGACUCCCGAUCUUACGGAGGAGGAAGCCCUGAAGAUUGUGGAAAUGUAUGCCGAUCAAAUCUCGGAGCAUGUCACUGAGCACAACAUCGUCGAGCUGCCACCUCUGCGCUUCGUCAAGGAGACCUCGCAGUCGGGAAAACUUCUGAUGGAAGCGGUGGUCAUCGACAUUUCACCAGAAUAUUUCACAGUCGAGGACGAUAUGCGAACUGAGGCUGAUAUGGAUGACAUUUCCAUAAACGAGAUCACGGUACACGGCUCUUCGGGAAGGGAAGAUCGAGUGGACAAAGAGACUGAGGAGUAUGUUCAGCAGUCCUUUGACAAAAUGGAGGAGGAACUAUCGCUAUCGGCUCCAAUUCGAAAGCGAAAGAAGUCCAAGCCCACGGAAACAGAUGAGUUCUUCAGUUUAUCCAAAGCCUCCGCCUCUGGCAGUCAAGGUGAGGAGGAGACAUCCGAAUUGCAAACCUUUGCCAGCGCCCAGAUGUCCGCAUCACAAAAGGCCGCCUCUGGGGCACAAAGUAGUCCGGAGAAGGACAAAGAUUCAGUGGCACCGCCCAAGCGUAAGAAGUCGAAAAAACCCACAGACACCGAUUCCUCCAAGACCACUGAGGAUGAUGCUCGCCUGCAGGAUAUUUCCGGUGCAGUGGGCGACGGACUGAUGGUAACCCCAUCCUCCCAUGCAAAGGCUGUUACCGAUGAGAAUGAGAUUAAUAAAAAUCUGAUUGCCCUCGUGCCGCUCGCAAAGUUGCUGAAGGUUAUUGACAAUCAUUUGAGUGCCGUCGAGAAUGAGGUGAUGGAACAGUCCACCAUGAUGAUGACCCCGUCGGCAGCGGAUCAGAGCAUAGCCAUCAUCCGCAACAUAAUCGAUCCCAUCAAGCAAAUCGAAUCGAAAUUAAGGGUUUACUCUGGUGAGACUCAAAUCGACGCCCUCAUCCAAUCGAUGGAUGAGGACAUCCGCCGACUGCACUUGGGUCUCCAGGUCAUUGAAAAGUGCGUGGAGAUCGACGAGACUGGAGCCACGCUCAUCCAACGCACCAGUGUCUGCAUCAUUGACAGCGUGGCCGAGCAGAUGAAGAGAGCGCUGGAGGAGCUGAAAAUCGUUAGCAGGAAGUUCGAGUCGGAGUGUCUACGCGCCCAAAUCGAACUGACUGCCGAUGACAUCCAACAGGGAUUAGAGAUCACGCAGGGCACAAUUAAGUCGCAGGCUCUUCUGCAGGAGGCGCAAGAGCUGGAGGCAGCAAAGCAUUUCUCGGAAACGGUGGAAAAAAUGCAAGAAGUACCCGAUUCCGUGUCUUUUGCCACCAUUUCGGAGGCCAAUCUGCCCAGCGAAGCAAGCGCUCUUAAGGAGAUUUGCCAACCGGUGGCAAAGAUUCAGGAAGCACUGGAGCGCGUAGAAAUGGAACUAUCGCUGGAGGAGUCCGAGGAGCAGAUCUACAAGAAAGUGCACCAGAAGGUGCUCGAGAGCAUUGUGGAGCCGAUUAAGCAGCUCCAAAACACACUGCAGUCCAUUGAAGAUAAGACGGAGUCCCUCGCGGGAUCCGAGUCAAUUGAGCAGAAAAUAAACAUGGCCAUUCUGGAUAUCGUUACGCCACCUCUGUUCGAGCUCAAAAAGGGCCUAGAAGUAAUCCUUAGCGAAAAAUCAGGCAGUGUGGAGGGUGGAAUGCUGACAGUUAGCACUGUGGAAUCGAUGGUGCCCCCCUUGCAGGAGAUUCAAAACGGCCUCGCGCAGCUGGGACAAGAACUGGAAAGUGGUCAGGACCAUGUGCCUCAGGAGCAAUUGCGAUCGGAGCCAGCUUUGGGUGUGGCUGAUACCCAGAAACUAUUACAAUCAUUUGCCCAGGCUGUCUUACAUUUUGAGACGAACAUCGAGAGGAUCUCUGCCCGCCUCUCCCCUAACGUUAAGAUUCGCUUGCUGAACCUAAAGGAUGAACUGUCAGCUUUAAUAGGCUCGAUUUUGGAAAGGGAAAUAACCGGACAUCAUGUAGAAUUGCUGGACAGGCUAAAGCGACCCGUCGAUGAGCUAAACUACUGCAUCCGUCAGACGGAGGUCAAGAAUAUGACCGGUUCCUUAGCCGACUUGAUUGAACCACUGAGUAUGUUGCAGGAGAACACCCAAAAAGGUCACCAACGUUUGCUGGUCGCUCGGGAACCCGACCAGCAGGCUCUCCAGACCCUGGACAAUAUACGCAGCCUCAUCCGCAACGUGGUCAUCGAUAUAGAAGAGCACGAGUUUAAGAUUCUGCAGCAAGAGAUUCAGCAGGAUGAGGAGCAAGCGUCGCAGCAGCAGGACAAGUCAUUCAGUGCCCUGCGGAAGGUACUGGAGACUAAGGUGUCCUUGGAGGAAGCAGUUGCCAACAUAGAAACCCUGCAGGAAGCGUUAAACAAAGUAAGCGAAAGCCCCAAGGCUUCCGAACGAGUGAAGACCUCCUCAAACGAAGCCCAAGUGUACCUUCUGCGUAUCCUGCAAAUUGCUAAAGGACUGGCGACAUUUAGCGAGGCAGAGACAACACUCGACGUCAACGAGGCCAAAACAACUAGAAUUCUCUUCGAGUGUGGCAAAAGUUUUGCUGACUUGGCUAAAGCCCUACACACUCCCGAAUCCUUGACUGAGAGUGAAUUCAUAAAUGCACUGAAUCAGUUUGGUGACAUUGUUGGCCAACAAAAGGAAACAAUGGAUGAAAAACUAUCCAUUGCCAGUCCGCUCUCCAGUCUGAUUCAUGUGCUCCAAAAUUUGAAGCCCCCGAGAGCUUCCAUGGAGGACUUAUCCACCUUGGAUGAUGUGUCAGUGCUUAAGUCAGCCGCAGAGUCUUUGCCCACUGAUCCGGAUGCGGGUGUGCCCGCAAGUCCAGAGAAGCCAUCGACUGUGGCUGUUCUACUGUCUGACUUGAACCAGGGAAUCACAUCGGUUCUUUCGCAUUCCGAAGAUCCUGACGUGGUUUCGCUAUCGGGACCAGCUGCUCAGCAGGUACAGGCAGCCCUCGUUAAGAUGCAAGAGCUGCAAAGUAGCUUGGCAGUGGUCCAGGAAACCCACCUGGUGGAAGCGGCUCAUUCCAUGUCAGAGGCCAGUCAACAGGGAACAUUCGCCGAGGCGCUCUGCAGUUUGGAGCGCUGUGUUCUUCAGGUGGAGGAGUGCAUGGCCCACAGUGGCGUCGAGAGUUUGACUGAUCUGGAACUGUCCAAGCUUAAGACCUUGGCCACUCCAUUACACGAUGUGAGGCAGUACUGCGAGCAGAUUGAUGUGCAACUCCUGGAAAAUGUCACUGAUAUUUCAACGCAGGGAGAUAUCUCUGAACUUAAGAGCAGUGGCCAUCAGCAAACCGUAUCAGAUCACAUCCAGGAAGUAGCCGUCGUGGAGGAAGAGCCACAAGUGGAUGUAUUCGAUAUACAGCAAGGUGUCGCCAGUGGCAUCAAGCAAUUAGAAGCCUGUCUGGAAGUCACCCAGACGGAUGCCAAUAAAGAGCUUCAGCAAGUUGGCAAAAUAAUGGAGCAACUGAAGUCAGAUCUGGAGAACAUACAGAUUGCCCUUGUCACUGAUACCGUUCAACAGGAAACCGUUCUGGCCCAAGCGGAAAUAGCUCGCACCAUGUUCAGAUUGAAGGAGUGCUUGGUGCACACUUAUGAGUCUGGGUUGGUGGACUCCUUGGAGAACGUGGAGAGUGCUUUUGAAGACAUACUGCUCUCGUUGCCCAUUCUAGAAACGCAGUUGGCGGAGGAAAUGUUCGUCAAAAUCGAAAAGGCAUUCGCAAACUUUGUUGUCUACUGUGAGCGCCCAGACGCUGUGGAUUAUCAAAAAUUAAAAACUUUAAAGCAACCUAUUGAAGGUCUAGUAAGCUCUAUUGGAACUGUAGCCGCUCAGCCCACCGUAGAUGUCGAAAAAUCAUCUUCGGUUGUUGUUCAGCUUCAGACUAGUUUAAUGGCUGCUUUUCGAGGUAUCAACGAUAUCAGCGAGCAGAUUAGUAACGAAGUCUUAGGUGGCCUUUUGAAGACCCAAAGCAGCUUAGUGGCUGUCUUUGAUUUUAUUGAGGGCAAUGACAAUACAAUUCGUGUCAUAGAACUGUUGCAGGAAAUGGAUUCUAUUACUGCGGAAUUGAAGGCAUUGUCUGAAAUUCAUGUUGAGCCCACAGUGCCAAUCGAUAUAGGCAUAAUUAUUGAAAAUGUUUCGUCCGGAAAAGCGUUCCUUGCCGAAAUCGUGAAAGGACUUCGAUCCGAUAGCCCGAUAUAUAAUCUUUUGAUAGAUAAAUAUACGGAUGAAAUCGCGGAACUAGAGGAAACUCUUGUGCAAAUCGAGAAUGAAAUCCUUUCUCAACCCCAACUCACUCAGAUAACCACUAAGCAGUUUGCCCUCAUAGAUGCACUGCAGCUGCAGAUCAGUAAUCUUCAGGAAAAACUUAACAAUUUGAACGUGUCUCAUGCCGAACUUCAAAGUCAAUCGGAUGUCUCCUCACCUGAAUCAGCCUUGGAAACUGACAUCGAUAUUAAAGAGGGAUCAGGAAGCCAGGAAGACGUUGAACCCGAGGCUAAGAGACCCAAAAUUUUGGAAUCCGAACAACAACUGGAAUCUUUCAAACAAUCCGAAACUCAACAAGAAGGACCUCAGAAAACUGUUGAUGAAACCAUGAAGGAGAUUGAAGCCGAAUCAAAGCUACAAAACCAAAGUGAGUUAUCUGCUCAGAAAGAAGAUCAGAAGGCAGAUAAAAUAUCUGAACAAGAAAUACAACAAGAUAGAGAACAGCAAUUGAAAAAAGAGGGUGAUGCUGAGGUAAAACCAACUGAAGUUGUGCCUCAAAAGGCAUCACCUGAAACUAUUUUGGAAGCUCUAACCGAAAAAUUAUCGCAAUCUUCUAACAAUGCUAUGCAAAAUGAAGCAGUUAAAACAAUCAUGACAGAAAGCCAAGAAAUUCUUGAUAAUAUUGAUAAUAUCGAAAAGGUUUCAAAGUCAAUAUUCAAGUUAAGGGAACACAUUGUUCAUACCUAUGAUGGCAAGCCACCAGAGGAACAGACCGAGAAGGAACUCGUUGAAGAACUUAUUGAAUCCCUCUUCGAAGCCUGUCCAGAAGCCACUGAGCACGUAAUUCUAACCUACAUUAAAGAAAUUAAAACCAACAUUAUUUUGACAAAAGCGGCAAUACAACUUAUUGACGAUAGCAACAUGUUCACAAAGCCGUCUCUGCUAGUUCCUAAGCUGGUAAAUCUUGAAAAACUUUCAGAAAAAACUCAGUCGAUCAAACAUAUUGAUAAGUCAUCGAAAGAAAUGAUUAGCCUGCAACAGAAUUUGAUGGAUAUAUUUAUCAUAUUUGAUGACCUUCUUGAUGAAAGAACAGAAAAAAUAAAUCCGAAAAUAGAAGAAAUCAAAAAAAUACUGCUCAGUGAAUAUGACUACAUUGAGAAAAAAGUUGGACAACUUCACACUGCUGUGGUUAAUGGAAAAAUGCAAUUCAUUACUGAAAAGAUUCUUAAUAUUUGUGAAGAUUUUAAGGAAAUUAUUGAAAGUCAACACAAAAAUAAGGAUGCAUCAGAAGAUAUUAAAAAAUCAGAAACUGAAGAUGUGGUUGACCAUUCAAUCGAACAAAACCUUUUGGAGGAACCCCAGAAGCUGGAGAUUGAUCCCGACAUUAAAUCAGGCAAGGAGGAUUCUUUAGAUGAAUAUAUAUUCGAUAAAGAAAAUGAGUUGGAAAAUGAGAAACAAGAAGAUGAAGCUGUAGCAAUGGAGUCAAAGAAACCAGAAGUAUCUGAGGUCGUAGCUGAGAAGAUAUCUAAAGAAAAGAUUAAAGAACCAGAGAUAUCCGAAAAAUCUGAAGUAACUGACACUGAAGUUAAGUCAGAAAAAGCCGAAGCCUUGGAUAAACAAGCCCUAGAAGAAAAGCAACUAGAGACUAGUGCACAAAAGCAAGCUGAUCAGGAUGUCGAACAGAAGUCCCAGAUACCAGAAGUAUCUGAGGUCGUAGAUGAGAAGAUAUCUGAAGAAAAGAUUGAGGAGCCCAAGAAAGCUGAAGUAAAGGACACUGAAGUUAAAUCGGAGAAAGCCGAAGUCUUGGAUAAACAAGCCCUGGAAGAAAAGCAACUACAGACUAGCGCACAAAAGCAAGCUGAUCAGGAUGUCGAACAGAAGUCCCAGACACCAGAAGUAUCUGAGGUCGUAGCUGAAAAGAUAUCUGAAGAAAAGAUUGAAGAACCCAAAAAACCAGAAGUAAAAGACACUGAAGUUAAAUCAGAGAAAGCCGAAGCCUUUAAUAAACAAGCCCUGGAGGAAAAGGAACUAGAGACUAGUGCACAAAAGCAAGCUGAUCAGGAUGUCGAACAGAAGUCCCAGAAACCAGAAGUAUCUGAGGUCGUAGCUGAGAAGAUAUCUGAAGAAAAGAUUGAGGAGCCCAAGAAAGCUGAAGUAAAGGGCACUGAAGAUAAAUCAGAGAAAGCCGAAGCCUUUGAUAAACAAGCCCUGGAAGAAAAGCAAUUAGAGACUACUGCACAAAAGCAAGCUGAUCAGGAUGUCGAACAGAAGUCCCAGAUACCAGAAGUAUCAGAGGUCGUAGCUGAGAAGAUAUCUGAAGAAAAGAUUGAGGAACCCAAGAAACCUGAAGUAAAGGACACUGAAGAUAAAUCAGAGAAUGCCGAAGUCUUGGAUAAACAAGCAGUGGAAGAAAAGAAACUAGAGACCAGUGCACAAAAGCAAGCUGAUCAGGAUGUCGAACAGAAGUCCCAGAAACCAGAAGUAUCUGAGGUCGUAGCUGAGAAGAUAUCUGAAGAAAAGAUUGAGGAGCCCAAGAAAGCUGAAGUAAAGGGCACUGAAGAUAAAUCAGAGAAAGCCGAAGCCUUUGAUAAACAAGCCCUGGAAGAAAAGCAAUUAGAGACUACUGCACAAAAGCAAGCUGAUCAGGAUGUCGAACAGAAGUCCCAGAUGCCAGAAGUAUCUGAGGUCGUAGCUGAGAAGAUAUCUGAAGAAAAGAUUGAGGAGCCCAAGAAAGCUGAAGUAAAGGGCACUGAAGAUAAAUCAGAGAAAGCCGAAGCCUUUGAUAAACAAGCCCUGGAAGAAAAGCAAUUAGAGACUACUGCACAAAAGCAAGCUGAUCAGGAUGUCGAACAGAAGUCCCAGAUACCAGAAGUAUCAGAGGUCGUAGCUGAGAAGAUAUCUGAAGAAAAGAUUGAGGAACCCACGAAACCGGAAGUAAAGGACUCUGAAGUUAAAUCUGAGAAAGCUGAAGUUUUGGACAAACAAGCCCUGGAAGAAAAGCAACUACAGACUAGCACACAAAAGCAAGGUGAUCAGGAUGUCGAACAGAAGUCCCAGAAAACAGAAGUAUCUGAGGUCGUAGCUGAGAAGAUAUCUGAAAAAAAGAUUGAGGAACCCAAGAAACCUGAAGUAAAAGACACUGAAGUUAAAUCAGAGAAAGCCGAAGUCUUGGAUAAACAAGCCCUGGAAGAAAAGCAACUACAGACUUCUGCACAAAAGCAAGCUGAUCAGGAUGUCGAACAGAAGUCCCAGAAACCAGAAGUAUCUGAGGUCGUAGCUGAGAAGAUAUCUGAAGAAAAGAUUGAGGAGCCCAAGAAAGCUGAAGUAAGGGGCACUGAAGAUAAAUCAGAGAAAGCCGAAGCCUUUGAUAAACAAUCCCUGGAGGAAAAGGAACUAGAGACCAGUGCACAAAAGCAAGCUGAUCAGGAUGUCGAACAGAAGUCCCAGAAACCAGAAAUAUCUGAGGUCGUAGCUGAGAAGAUGUCUGAAGAAAUGAUUGAAGAACUCCAGAAACCUGAAGUAUCUGAGGUCGUAUCUGAGAAGGUAUCUGAAGAAAAGAUUGAGGAACCCAAAAAACCUGAAGUAAAGGACACUGAAGUUAAAUCAGAAGAAGCCGAAGCUUUGGAUAAGCUUAUCUUGGAAGAAAAAGAACUAGAGGCUAGUGCACAAAAGCAACUUGUUCAGGAGGGAAAAUCUCGAGAAGAUAUUAUAAGGACAUUGAACGAAAGGCUCACAGCAUUAUCCCAAGCAGUAGGCUCUCCUUGCGAUGACAUUUUGACAGAAAGUUAUGAAAUUGUCAAUAGCCUUGAAGAUGCUGUAGGGGUGGCAAAACUUUUAUUAAAAUUAAGGGACCAUAUAGUACACACCUACGACGGAAAAACAGAAAAAGAUGUAAAAGAUAAAGAGCUCUUCGAAUCAUUUAUUGAAUCGCUGUGCGAAGCCUCGGUUGAAGCAGCCGAGAAAGUAAAACACAAUUACCUUAAGGAAAUUAAAACCAAUGUGAUUUUAACAAAAGCAACUAUUAAACUAAUCGACGACUGUAAUAUGUUUACCAAACCGUCCUUAUUAAUCCCAAAACUUUUAAAUUUGGAGAGAGUUGCCGUAAAAAUUCAAUCAGAAACACAUGUUGAUAAGUCAUCGGAAAAAAUGAUUAGUUUGCAACAGAGUUUAAUGGAUAUUUUCGUAAUUCUUGAUGACUUCCUAGAUGAUGAGACGGAAAUUUUAAAACCAAAAAUUGAGAAUAUUAAAACAACCUUGCUCAGUGACUAUGACUAUAUUGAGAAAAAAGAUGAACCACUAUUAACGGCUGUAAUAAGUGGUAAGAUUAAAGUUGUUUCGCAAAAUAUUUUAACUAUUAUUGAAGAACUUAAACAAUUGACUGAAAAGCAUGAUCAAAAGUUGCAAGGCGAGUCAGAAGCAGAGGCAGACAAAUCCCAAGACGCUCUAGGGUCCGAAAUUGUUUCCGAAAAGAUUACUUUAGAGAGGGCAGAGGAAAGCCAAAAGGAGGAGGUCAAGGACUCUGAAGCCAAACCUAAGAAAGCAAAGGUUUUGGAGAAGAAAUCAAUCGAAGAAGAGAAAUUGGAUGAAAAGAAGGAAAAACAGGCGGAGUCCACUAUCGACAAUAAAUCCCAAAAGGCUCAGGUGUCCGAAAUUGUUUCCGAACAGGUUACUGAAGAGAAGGCAGAAGAAAGCCAAAAGAAGGAGGUCAAGGACUCUGAAGCCAAACCUAAGAAAGCAAAGGUUUCGGAGAAGAAAUCAAUCGAAGAAGAAAAACUGGAUGAAAAGAAGGAAAAACCGGCGGAGUCCACUAUCGACAAUAAAUCCCAAAAGGCUCAGGUGUCCGAAAUUGUUUCCGAAAAGAUUACUGAAGAGAAGGCAGAAGAAAGCCAAAAGAAGGAGGUCAAGGACUCUGAAGCCAAACCUAAGAAAGCAAAGGUUUUGGAGAAGAAAUCAAUCGAAGAAGAAAAACUGGAUGAAAAGAAGGAAAAACCGGCGGAGUCCACUAUCGACAAUAAAUCCCAAAAGGCUCAGGUGUCCGAAAUUGUUUCCGAAAAGAUUACUGAAGAGAAGGCAGAAGAAAGCCAAAAGAAGGAGGUCAAGGACUCUGAAGCCAAACCUAAGAAAGCAAAGGUUUCGGAGAAGAAAUCAAUCGAAGAAAAGAUACUGGAGGAAAAGAAAGAAACACAAACGGAGUCCGCUAUCGAUAACAAAUCCCAAGAAGCUAAGGUGUCCGAAAUUGUUUCCGAAAAGGUUACGCAAGAGAAGGCAGAAGAAAGCCAAAAGGAGGAGGUCAAGGACUGUGAAGCCAUACCUAAGAAAGCAAAGGUUUCAGAGAAGAAAUCAAUCGAAGAAGAGAAACUGGAGGAAAAGAAAGAAACACAAACGGAGUCCGCUAUCGAUAACAAAUCCCAAAAGGCUAAGGUGUCCGAAAUUGUUUCCGAAAAGGUUACGGAAGAGAAGGCAGAAGAAAGCCAAAAGGAGGAGGUCAAGGACUCUGAAUCCAAACCUAAGAAAGCAAAGGUUUUGGAGAAGAAAUCAAUCGAAGAAGAGAAACUGGAGGAAAAGAAAGAAACACAAACGGAGUCCGCUAUCGAUAACAAAUCCCAAAAGGGUAAGGUGUCCGAGAUUGUUUCCGAAAAAGUUACGCAAGAGAAGGCAGAAGAAAGCCAAAAGGAGGUGGUCAAGGACUUUGAAGCCAAACCUAAGAAAGCAAAGGUUUUGGAGAAAAAAUCAAUCGAAGAAGAAAAACUGGAUGAAAAGAAGGAAAAACCGGCGGAGUCCACUAUCGACAAUAAAUCCCAAAAGGCUAAGGUGUCCGAAAUUGUUUCCGAACAGGUUACGGAAGAGAAGGCAGAAGAAAGCCAAAAGAAGGAGGUCAAGGACUCUGAAGCCAAACCUAAGAAAGCAAAGGUUUUGGAGAAGAAAUCAAUCGAAGAAGAGAAACUGGAGGAAAAGAAAGAAACACUAACGGAGUCCACUAUCGAUAAUCAAUCCCAAAAGGCUCAGGUGUCCGAAAUUGUUUCCGAAAAGAUUACUGAAGAGAAGGCAGAAGAAAGCCAAAAGAAGGAGGUCAAGGACUCUGAAACCAAACCUAAGAAAGCAAAGGUUUUGGAGAAGAAAUCAAUCGAAGAAGAAAAACUGGAGGAAAAGAAAGAAACACUAACGGAGUCCGCUAUCGAUAACAAAUCCCAAAAGGCGAAGGUGUCCGAAAUUGUUUCCGAACAGGUUACGGAAGAGAAGGCAGAAGAAAGCCAAAAGGAGGAGGUCAAGGACUCUGAAGCCAAACCUAAGAAAGCGAAGGUUUCGGAGAAGAAAUCAAUCGAAGAAGAGAAACUGGAGGAAAAGAAAGAAACACAAACGGAGUCCGCUAUCGAUAACAAAUCCCAAAAGGGUAAGGUGUCCGAAAUUGUUUCCGAAAAAGUUACGCAAGAGAAGGCAGAAGAAAGCCAAAAGGAGGAGGUCAAGGACUCUGAAGCCAAACCUAAGAAAGCAAAGGUUUUGGAGAAGAAAUCAAUCGAAGAAGAGAAACUGGAUGAAAAGAAGGAAAAACCGGCGGAGUCCACUAUCGAUAAUAAAUCCCAAAAGGCUCAGGUGUCCGAAAUUGUUUCCGAAAAGAUUACUGAAGAGAAGGCAGAAGAAAGCCAAAAGAAGGAGGUCAAGGACUCUGAAGCCAAACCUAAGAAAGCAAAGGUUUUGGAGAAGAAAUCAAUCGAAGAAGAGAAACUUGAUGAAAUGAAGGACAAACCGGCGGAGUCCACUAUCGACAAUAAAUCCCAAAAGGCUCAGGUGUCCGAAAUUGUUUCCGAAAAUAUUACUGAAGAGAAGGCAGAAGAAAGCCAAAAAGAGGAGGUCAAGGACUCGGAAGCCAAACCUAAGAAAGCAAAGGUUUUGGAGAAGAAAUCAAUCGAAGAAGAAAAACUGGAUGAAAAGAAGGACAAACCGGCGGAGUCCACUAUCGACAAUAAAUCCCAAAAGGCUCAGGUGUCCGAAAUUGUUUCCGAAAAUAUUACGCAAGAGAAGGCAGAAGAAAGCCAAAAGGAGGAGGUCAAGGACUCUGAAGCCAAACCUAAGAAAGCAAAGGUUUUGGAGAAGAAAUCAAUCGAAGAAGAGAAACUGGAUGAAAAGAAGGACAAGCCGGCGGAGUCCACUAUCGACAAUAAAUCCCAAAAGGCUCAGGUGUCCGAAAUUGUUUCCGAAAAUAUUACUGAAGAGAAGGCAGAAGAAAGCCAAAAAGAGGAGGUCAAGGACUCGGAAGCCAAACCUAAGAAAGCAAAGGUUUUGGAGAAGAAAUCAAUCGAAGAAGAGAAACUGGAUGAAAAGAAGGAAAAACCGGCGGAGUCCACUAUCGACAAUAAAUCCCAAAAGGCUCAGGUGUCCGAAAUUGUUUCCGAAAAAGUUACUCAAGAGAAGGCAGAAGAAAGCCAAAAAGAGGAGGUCAAGGACUCUGAAGCCAAACCUAAGAAAGCAAAGGUUUUGGAGAAAAAAUCAAUCGAUAAAGAGAAACAUGAUGAAAAGAAAGACAAACAGAAUGAGUUCGAAUCCCAAACGGCUGAGGUUUCCGAAAUCGUUUCGGAAAAGAUAUCUGAAGAGAAGGCAGAAGAAAGCGAUAAGGUGGAACUUAAGGACUCGGAAUCCAAAUCUAAGAAGGUCUCGAAGAAGAAAUCUGCUAGCGAACCAGAAAAUACAAAGGUUGUCGAGGUAGUUUCCGACAAUAUAUCUGAAGAAAAGGCCGCUGAAAUUAAAACUCUCGAAAUUAAGGAAUCAAAGGAUAAGUCUAAGAAGUCAACGGUACAGGAGAAGAAACCAGUUGAAGACGAGAUCCGGGGUAUAAGGGAGCAAAAACCAGAUGGAAAAGCUGACGAAGAAAAGAGUCAGGUGCUCGCUUCUGUUCCUGUAAAGCUUGAAGCUGAAAAAACAGAUCAACUUGGAGCAAAGAAACCAACUGUUCUGAAUGAAGAACUACUGAUUGCAAAACGAAAGCCGCAUGAAGCUGAACAAACAGCAGAUUCUAUUAGCCUGCAAGCAUACAAGUCCAUGGACUCCGAGUACAAGGACCGAAAGGAAUCGCGAAGUGCCAAGCGGAAGCCAACUGUUGACAUCCAACUAACCAACCGAAACACGGCGUCUGGCAGCGACCUCAAGCUGACUUGUGGGCUAUCGGGUCACGAGAUGAAUGUGCAGUGGUUCAAGGAUAAGUGCCCCAUCGAGAAUGGUGCCAAGUACAGGAGAACAUUAAACGACGGACUGUCGUGCCUUGAAAUCAAAUCGGCCGAACUGGGUGACUCUGGCAUUUACCGCUGCAUAGCGUCCAAUCAAAAUGGAGAAGUCGAAACUAGCUGUCUUGUGACUAUAUACGAAGCACCUUCAAGUAAAUUUGGCACUCCGCCCAUAUUUACACGCAACAUUAGAGAUGCAUAUCAUUCCCAGGGUAACCAGCUCACAUUGGAGUGCAAGGUAUCUGGCAGUCCCAAGCCCCAUAUUUACUGGCAGAGGGAUAAUACCCUGCUGCCCGUUGAGGGCACCAAGUACCAGUACGAAGAGCAAUGUGACGGCGUGAAACUACUGACCAUUAACAACUUUGGCAGCAAUGAUUCCGGCCUGUAUACGUGCUAUGCGGAGAGUGAAAAUGGCCAAAUGAAGAUCAGCAAAUUCGUCCAGGCCUCUGAUUAUGUAAGAGAGCGCAUUGCCGAGAAGAAACCGAUUGACAAGGUCAUCCAGGACAUCAAACGGGAUGAAGCCACAAGUGCCGCGGCAAACGACACUGCAGCCGCCAAGGCGAAGGCACGUGAGGCGAAGUUGCGACUGAAUCUGGAGACCAGCUUGAAGACCAUGACCAUCGGAAGUGGUAACAAGGCGCAGCUCAUCUGCUAUGUGACUGGUAUCAUCGAGGAUGUUCACUGGCUGAGGAACGAUGAGCGGGUGACUAAGGAUGCCCGCCAUAAGAUCUACAACAUAAACGGAGCCAUCAGCCUGGAAAUCUACGAUGCCCGGGUGGAGGACAGUGGUCACUACCGGUGCGUGGUGAAGAACAGCCGGCAGACUGUGGAAAGUGCUGGCCAGUUAAGUGUGCUGGAUCAGUCCACUGGCAAAUUGCCGGAAAGCUUCUCCAGCGGUAUUAUAGAAUCGUACGACGACCAGCGUAAUGAGAUCGUGCUCAGUUGCCAGGUCAUUGGACGUCCAAAUGUCAGCUGGAUGCGUGAUGACCACUCCAUAUGCAACAACCGAUACAGAACAGUGGAAGAACCAGGCGGCGUUAGAAAGCUGGUGAUACGCAAUCCCAUAUCCUCCGACUGCGGCAUCUUCGCCUGCUAUGCAGAGCACGAGGAUAGGAUUGACUCCACUAGCAUCACCAUCAAGGCGGCCGAUCUCAAGCGCCUGAUUAACGUCAGUCAGGAGGAGAUUCCGAGCAUUGGCGAUCAUGAUAGCACGCCUUGGUCACGUAGCCAGUCGCAUUUGAGUUCCGGCAGUCAGGUCAACGGCAAUGGAGAACUUCAUCGAGCCGGCGAUCGUGUCCUACGCAGCGUGGGCAAGGGAAAACCACUGUUCCACACCCUUCUCCAUGAUCGCACUGUUUCGGAGGGCGCCAAUCUCCGGCUGCUUUGCACCGUGUCCGGAGACGAGAACACCCACAUCGAGUGGCUGAAGAACCACAAACCACUGCCCAGGGGCGACAAUCGUUAUCAGACCCUCUUCCUGAAUGGAGAAGCUUCGUUGGAGAUCUUCGCUGCGGUGGCCGAUGACAGUGGCCACUAUACCUGCUGUGCCUCGAACGAUUUUGGCGAGAGUUUAAGCCAUUCCCAGCUGCGGGUAUACAAGCACUUCCAGGAAGCCCCAUUGCCAAGUACUUUUACGCAGCCAAUCCGAGACACAUAUUCUCUCAACGAGAAUGAGUUGGUUCUGGAUUGCCGCGUACGUGGCCAGCCGCGUCCCGAAAUCCAGUGGAUCAAGGGCACGGAGCCCAUCGAGGGCAACGAGAAGUACAAGCUAAGCGACCAGGCCGAUGGCUAUGCCAAGCUGGUCAUUGUGAAUCCCACAGAGAAGGAUUCGGGCAUCUAUUGGUGUGUGGCCCGCAACGAGGGAGCGGAGAACAAGAUCUCCCACCAGGUGGACUUCAAGGGACGCCAGCACUACUCGCUGGAGAAGACGCACGGAUUCUUCCAUCGCGAUCCCAACAAGCCGCACUUCCUGCUUCCAUUGGGCAACCAAACGGUCUGCAACGGCGGCACCGUGGCCAUUUCCGCCCAAUUCAUGGAGACCAGCACACCCAUCGAGGUCAAGUGGCUUCGCGAUCGCCGGGUGGUGGAUGGACCCAAUGUCAAGGCCCUGGCCGAUCGCGGCGUCUACACGCUGACCAUCAUGAAUGCCGGUCCCGAGGUGGAGGGCACAUACACCUGCCGCGCCUCCAAUGCCUUUGGUCGCAUCGAAUCGAAUGUCAACGUCGAUGUGGCCGUGGGUGCUGAGAAGGAUGAGCGUCCUCCGCUGUUCCUCUCGCGACCGGACACCGAAAUGAAGAUCGCCGUGGGUGAUCCCUUCUCGCUGUCCUUCCGCAUUGCCGGCGAUCCGAAACCAAAGCUCACCUUCAUGAAGGGCACGAAGGACAUUACCCAGUCGGAUCGGGUGAGCAAAGAGGUGUCCGAUGACUACACAAGAUUCUCAGUGCAGCAAGCCCAGAUCUCCGAUUCUGGCACUUACUUCGUGGUAGCCCGCAACAACUUUGGCACUGACAGGAUAUUCGUCACCGUGACGGUAAACCCGCGCGCCCGAUCCGCCACGCCAACGCAACCACGCUGGGGCCUUCCCCUGGACAGUUAUAGCGACACCUCGUACUUCAGAGAUCCACCGGGUUGCAUUUCCACCGAGCCACUGGUCGUGGAUUCCGGACCCACCCACAUCUCGUUGUCGUGGGGCAAGCCGGCUAGUGCCAACUCAGCUCCGGUGAUGGCCUACAAGGUGGAGGCCUGGGUGGUGGGUCACGAGGGCGGUGCCUACUGGCGGGAGUUGGGUCUGACGCCCAUCAACUCGUUCGACGCCUUCAACCUGAAGCCCAACGUUGAGUACCACUUCCGCGUGACGCCCAAGAACCGUUACGGCUGGGGACCCACCGUCCAGACCAGCAGUCCACUCCAAGUGGGCGGUGUCGAGUGCCUGCCGGAGUUCGUCAAGAUCCUGCCGGGUCAGGCCAAGGCUCUGUUGGGCUCCUCCUUCACCCUGCAGUGCAACAUGCGUGGCGCACCGAGGCCCCAGGUCAACUGGUUCAAGGACGGCAUUCAGCUGAGCAGCAGCUCGGAACGCGUCAAGAUCCGGCAGAUCGGUUCCACCUGCGCCCUCACCAUUGCCACCGUCAGCGAACUGGACUCGGGUCGUUACACCUGCGAGGCGACCAACUCGAAGGGCAGAGUUUCCACAUUUGCCCGCCUCCAAGUCGUCUCCGAUUCGAGAAUCUACGAGGCGGACUCGCGUCUAAAGGAGAUCGCCCAUGGUCGCAAUGUGGCGGAUGUCGGUGACUCGCUGCCCAUCUUCACCAUGCGCCUAAGGGAUCGACGCGUCCAGGUGACCUAUCCGGUACGACUCACCUGCCAGAUCGUGGGCUAUCCUGUGCCAGAGAUCUUGUGGUACAAGGACGAUCAGCUCAUCCACACGGAUAAAAAGCAUCUGAUCAGCGCCGAGGGACAGUUCUUCACGCUGGAAAUUGCUGCCACCACGCUGGACGACAGCGGUACCUACACUUGCCUGGCGAGGAACGAGCUGGGUUCCGUAUCCUGUCACUGCACCCUGGUGGUGGACAAGGGCAUUCGAGCAUACAUCUCGCCAGACUUCUAUGUGCCCUUGGAUCCCUUCUACAUAUUCCGCGAGGGUUCCGAAAUCCGUCUGUCCACGAAGGUCGAGGCCUAUCCAACCGUCGGUGUCACCUGGCACCGCAACGGGAUGCGCCUGCGACCCAGUCGUCGCCUGACCGCCACCUUGGACUCCAAUGGUUUUGUGGAGCUCAUCAUUGCCGAGGCCACGGUGCGGGAUGCCGGAAUCUAUGUGUGCGUUGCAUCCAACGUGGUGGGUAAGGUGGAGACCAUCUGCCGCGUGGCCAUUGAGGAGGAGGAGAACAAGGAGGUGGCGCCGCAGCGAUCCCUGGAAAUCCCCAGCAUUAAGACUGAUGAUCUGCCUUAUUCCAAGGAGCCCCUGUUUGUGGUCAAGCCCCGAUCCAGCGAGGCGUACGAGGGUGACAACGUCAUCAUAUUCUGCGAGGUGGUCGGCGAUCCCAAGCCCGAAGUCGUUUGGCUGCGCGAUUUUCUGAAUCCGGAGUACUACAAGGACGCGCCCCACUUCCGGCGCAUUGGAGACGGACCCGAGUACAGGCUGGAGAUACCCAGCGCCAAGUUGGACUUCACCGGCACCUAUUCCGUGAUAGCCAGCAAUUGCCAUGGCGAGGCCAAGGCUGUAAUAUCGCUACAAAUAUUCGCCAAAGAUAUACUCAACAAAAGCCGCAUGGAUAAAGUGCACACGAGACAUGGCAACAUCGAGACCCUUCCCCGAUUCGUUCGCAACUUGCGAAACCUGCGCUGUUGCGAUGGGGAUGCGAUAUCGCUGGAAUGCCAUGUUGAGGCCGAUCCAGAGCCAUUUAUUAUCUGGGAAAAGGAUGGGCAUGUUGUGCCCAGCGAUCGCGACUACGUAAUGUCCUUCGAUGGCACAAAGGCCACGCUGAGCAUUCCUCGCGUGUAUCCAGAGGAUGAGGGCGAGUACACUUGCGUGGCCAAGAACUCGGUGGGCCGCAGUCUCUCCUCCGCCUGCAUCAUUGUGGAUGUGCCCGAGGAGAAGGAGAAUAUGCUGAGCCGCCAGCUAGCGCGUCCCAGUGGCCUGCUCUCCGCCCACUCUACGCCUCGUUCCACGCCGAGAUCGACUCCCGCCCGAAGUUUCUCUCCCCUGCGCCUGUCCUACCGCACCAGCAGCAUCGAUCUGUCCGCCGUGGCGGAGCGGAGACGUAGUGAUGCCCGCAAUGCCAUCACGGCGCCCAAGUUUCUCGCCAUUCCCUACAAUCGCGUCGUCGAGGAGGGCGACAGUGUGCGCUUCCAGUGCGCCAUCGCCGGACAUCCCACGCCAUGGGCGACGUGGGACAAGGAUGGUCUGAUUGUGACACCCACGCCGCGCAUUGCCGUCAAGGAAAUCGAUGAUCUUCGCAUCAUUGAGAUCGAUGAGGUGACCUUCGACGAUGCCGGCCUGUAUCGCGUCACGCUGGAAAACGAUUUUGGGCGUAUUGAGGCCACCGCUCGCUUGGACGUCAUCCGCAGCUCCCGCUAUUCCAAGUCGCCGUCGGUGCGCAGUGUGCGUGCCUCCUCCUCCCGCCGAAAUGCCCAUUUGUACAGGCGCAUCAUGGGUCCAUCCACAGCAAUUGGCGGACGCAUGGCUCUGGCAAGUGGCUAUCGGGGCUCCUCGGUGCCCUCGGUGAGAUUCUACCAUAACGACGUGGAGCUGGAGGCCUCGGAACGAGUGCACAUCCUGCUACAGGACUCAAUGGCCCUGCUGGUCGUGGAGAAUGUGACGCGCGAGGAUGAAGGCCAGUACACCUGCAUCAUAAGCGGCGACCACGAUCCCCUCAUCAGUUCCACCACAGUCACCUUCCAUGACCCGAAUACGACGAUUCCCAAGCGCCGUGCCGUCAUCACGGAACCACUGCCCGAGAUUACCAAAUCGCUGGAGGGCGAGGUGAUCGAUCUGUGCUGCUCCAUCGAUUGCGACGAGCCCUACAGCUACGUAUGGCUGCGAAAUGGCGAAAUUCUACCGGACAGCGAUGAGUUCAAUUACAUUGAUCACGGCAAUGGACGCCUCUGCCUGCGAAUCAACGACGCCUUCGACAUUGACUCCGGCACCUACAGCUGUCAGGUGUUUACAUCCAGCGACAUCAACGACUCCACCUCCGACUCCAAUCCGAACUGCAACUCCAUUUCCAGCGGAUGCGAUUGCAGCAGCAGCGGCGAACUGUGCGUCCUGGAGCGCGAUCUCCGUGGCCAGGACGAGGAGUGCAUCCAGCUGCUGAAGACGCCACUACCGGUGGUCUGCGCCGCCGGCGAGGAAGCCCUCUUCUACGCCCGUGUUUUCCCCUGCGACGCGGAAGCCGACUGGUAUCUCAAUGGGCAGCUUUUGGCCCAGGCGGAUGACUCACUUAACAUGACGUUGGAGUCUUAUCCAGAGAACGGCAUUCGGCUGCUGCGCAUGCGCGACGUGACCGCAUCGAGGAGCGGCGAGAUCUGUCUGCAGGUGAAGCAUCCCCAGGCGGAGUCCCGUCGGAUACCCGCCACCCGCACCUACACCAGCCUCCUGGUACUGCCCGCCAUCCGGGGCAACAGCUCCUCCUCCUCCUCCUCGCUGGCGGCCAGAAGCUGCAUUUCGACGCGCCCCGAGGACUGCACCGCCUUGAUUGGUGGACAUGUUCGGCUGAGCGUACGCUACGAGCCAUUCCCGGGCACCCAGGUCAUCUGGUACAAGGCGUGCCAUCCCAUUGUUGAGGGCUCCAAUGUGACGAUCCGGACGACGAGCCAACAGUCGACGCUCUACAUCACGGACAUCUCGGCGGACGACAGUGGCAAGUAUACGGUGGAGGUGAUGAACGACUACGGCGUGGAGGCGGCCGCUGCCUCGGUGGCAGUGGAAGGUCCUCCGGAACCACCAAGUGGCCAGCCCAGCGUAUCCCUCGGUCCAGAUCGCGUGGCCGUCGCCUGGUGUGGUCCACCCUACGACGGUGGCUGUAUGCUCACAGGUUUUAUCAUUGAGAUGCAGACCAUUGGGCAGGACGGCGAUGAGGACAGCUGGCAGCUGGUGACCCGAGUGGUGGACAGCCUAGCGUACACGGUCAAGAACCUGCAGCCACAGAUGCAGUAUCGAUUCCGAGUGCGUGCCGAGAAUGUGCACGGACGCAGUGCACCCGGCCAGGCCAGCGAACUGGUACAGAUAACCAAUAGGCCACAGAGAACUGCAUCAGAUGCCAGCGAUCAUUUUGGACGGACGACGGUGAGCGUGCAGUCUGGUGGAGAUUUCAAAUCGCGUUUCGAGAUCAUCGAGGAGCUGGGCAAGGGGCGAUUUGGCAUCGUUUACAAGGUGCAGGAGCGCGGUCAGCCGGAGCAGCUGCUGGCCGCCAAGGUGAUCAAGUGCAUCAAGUCACAGGAUCGGCAGAAGGUGCUCGAGGAGAUCUCCAUCAUGCGCUCUCUGCAGCAUCCCAAGCUCCUCCAGCUGGCUGCCUCCUUCGAAAGUCCCAGGGAGAUUGUCAUGGUGAUGGAGUACAUCACUGGCGGCGAAUUAUUCGAGCGUGUGGUGGCCGAUGACUUCACCUUGACCGAAAUGGACUGCAUCCUGUUCCUGCGACAGGUGUGCGAUGGUGUGGCCUACAUGCACGGCCAGAGUGUGGUGCAUCUCGAUCUGAAGCCGGAGAACAUUAUGUGCCAUACCCGCACCAGCCACCAGAUCAAGAUCAUUGACUUUGGAUUGGCCCAACGACUGGAUACGAAAGCACCCGUCCGCGUUCUCUUCGGAACCCCAGAGUUCAUACCACCGGAGAUCAUUAGCUACGAGCCCAUAGGUUUUAAGUCCGACAUGUGGAGCGUGGGCGUCAUUUGCUACGUGCUACUCUCGGGCCUGUCACCCUUCAUGGGCGAUACCGAUGUGGAAACCUUCUCGAAUAUAACCAGAGCGGACUACGACUACGACGACGAGGCCUUUGACUGCGUUUCGCAAGAGGCCAAGGACUUCAUCUCGCAGUUACUGGUUCACCGCAAGGAGGAGCGCCUUACCGCCCAGCAAUGCCUGGAGUCCAAGUGGCUGAGCCAGCGCCCAGACGAUAAUCUCAGCAACAACAAGAUCUGCACGGACAAGCUGAAGAAGUUCAUCAUUCGGCGCAAGUGGCAGAAAACCGGAAAUGCCAUCCGUGCACUUGGUCGCAUGGCCAAUCUGUCGGUGUCGCGAAGGAACUCUGCCAUCGCCAUGGGAGUGCUGAGCAGUCCAAGGCCUUCGAUAUCCGGUCUGGGCAUGCUGACCGCCAGUGCCAUCGGUGGUGGGACCAGCUCCCAGAUGACAUCCCUCCACGAGGAGGAGGACGACUUCAGCGGUGAGAUGCCGCCUGUGGAGAAGCGCACCGUUCUCAAGCUGCGGGACAAGUCGCAGUGCAGUGAACGCAGUGACUCGGGCUACAGCGAGUGCUCCAAUUGCAGUGGCGCCCAGGAGACGCUGCUCCUCUCGCUGGCCAAGUCCAAGCUGGAGGCGAUAGCGAAGGCGAGCGCCUUGCCCACCGUUGUGCACGACGACACGGAGCUGUCUGGCCCCGUCACCCUGGAGCUGCCCACCAAGGGCGAGGCCAUCAUGCGUUCCGACUUCACCAACACCAUCAAGAUGCGCAAGAAGUCACUGGAGGACAGCGCUGCGCGGGAGAAACCAAAGUCCAAGCCCCAGGUCAAGCCCCUCUUGUGUGAGUCCAAGCUGAAGGUGUCCCAGCUGAAGGACAGGUUCCAGGUGUCACCUGCUCCUGCUUCUCCAUCCGCAUCCGCAAUCGCAUCCGCUGCUAACAAACCUCCGCUUGCCUUUGAGUCCUACAAAAUAGCCAAGGUGGCGAGUGUGGGACGCAUCAGUAGAACAGAGGAGUCGGGCAGAAGCGGUAGAGGCACCUGCUCCAGCAUACCCAGUGGAUCCUCGAAAGGCAAGCCACCCCAGGUGCGAUCCAUGCCCAGCUCUCCGCUGCCCCAGCGAUCCGCGACGCCGACGCGGCUGAUGAGCCAACGUGUCCGCGAGGCGGCCGAGCGUCUUGCCCAACAGCACACGGUGGCCAGUGCUCGGCGGCAGUUUGGCAAUGGGAAGGGCACUGGAUCUGGCACUGGAACUGGCACUGGCACUGGCACUGGCACUGGCAAUGGUAAUGGCAACAGCAAUGGCAACAGUAAUGGCAAUGGUAAUGGGAACACGGCGGAGACAAAUCGCGAAUCACGCGCGCGACGUCUCAUCAACCGAUUCAACAACGAAACGCAGCAUAUCACGUCCUAGAUUAAGUCGGUUAAAUGCCGACGAGCAUAACUUUAUUACAGAUAAAGCAGAUAUAUAGCAUUGUUUAAGUAAAAAAAAGAAAUAUACCCCAGAGAAACUCUACGAAACACUCGAAUAUGAAGCGACUGCGACUGCGAAUGCGAAUGCGAGGCGACUGCGGAUCCGAAAGCACCCACCCAGCAUCCUGGAUCGCGGAUCCACAAUCCACACCCACUCACAGUAGGAUAUAUAUGCAAGGACUCCCUCCGGUCAGAGGGAACUGUACUUAGGCUAGAGGAAGCUAAGUGUUUAAAUUAUUGUAUCGAUUUAUAUACAUAUUUACCAUACUAAUUAAAGUUAAUGUAACGAAA